AUGGCUGAUGAAUGUGAUGAUGAAGAUGGUUUCGCUUGUGAUUGUAUUGUAGCUCAGCUCUAUGAAUCAUUACCUGGUUCACCAAGUCAUAAAAUUGGUGUUAUACCAUACCUGUCGACACACGAGACUCAAGAUCAAGCAAGAUGCCGUGGUUAUUGGAUUCGCGGUCUUCCGGUAAAAGCUCGAAUAACCGAUGUAAAACGAGAUCAGAAAUUCGGAUUGCAUCUCAUAAAUGCUUAUUUAUAUGUGAUUGAAUUGGAACAUGGGCCGUUUCGGUGGAAAGUUGUUAAGCAAAAUAAAGAUUUUGCUGUACUUGCUGCUCGGUUACUCACGCAUCGUGCUGCAGAACGAAUACGAGCUCCAGUUAGGAGAGCACAAGAAGUCAUAGAUGAUGCGCUUGAGUCGGUUGGCGUUGAUAUAAUACCGGACCACGAAGAUAAUUGUCCAUAUCAUAAGACAGCGAGAAGCCAAAAGACCUGUGAUUUGAAUAAGUCUAGCAAUCUUGAUAAUAUACAUCAAAGUGGCACUACGGAAAAAGAGACUAAUGCUAAGCAACAUCUGGUUGUCACUGAUGUCACCGGAACUGCUUCAGUUCCUACACUGAAUGUGUUACUUCCAACAAGAGAGGAUCUUUUGGAACGAAAAAAUGUACAGUCAAGUGAAGUAAAGCGGCAUCAGCUGCCAUAUCUUGGUUUCGUUCCGGAUGCAGUUAUUGAUCCAAACGAACGUCGGCAAAGAUUGGAGAAGUGGCUUCAAGCAGUGUUGCAUAUACCUGUGAACAGAAAUUAUCAUGAAACAGCAGAAUUUUUGGAGGUGUCGCGUUUUUCAUUUGUAUCUGAAUUGGGUGGUAAAUACUGCGAAGGUUUUGUAAAAAAGCGUCCUGGUGGUAGUAGAGUUUUUAUCGGUUGGAAACAAUGUUGUGUCCGUUAUUGUCUGAGAUGGUCGAGACGGUGGCUUAUUUUAAAAGAUUCAUCUGUUUGGUAUAUGAAUCCAAGAACUGAACAGGUACGUUUAGUUCUUUUAUUUGAUCGCGACUUCGAUGUUUCUGCUGGAAGUAGUGAAGCAGAAGGAAUGCCGAAUGGUUUGAUUAUCAGCAAUCAGCAAUAUGUAUUGACACUGAAAUGUCGAACACCAUUAGAUGCGAUACAAUGGAAGGCAGCAAUAUUAGAAUCAAUGAGUAGUGUUGGAAGGAUUUGGCUAGAAAACCAUCCUUACGGGUCAACAUUUCCGGUACGGCGUGCACAGAGUAUUCAAUGGUUUGUUGAUGGACGAUCGUUUAUGGAACAUGCGGCAAAUAUGAUGGAAUUAGCACGCGAGGAAAUUUUCAUUGCAGACUGGUGGCUAUCACCUGAGAUUUUUAUGAAAAGACCACCAGUGGAGGGAAAUCGUUGGAGGCUUGAUGAAAUUUUAAAGAGGAAGGCGGAACAAGGAGUCAGAAUAUUUGUUCUCCUGUACAAGGAAAUGGAAAUGGCCCUAGGAAUUAAUAGCAUAUACACUAAGCGAACUCUGCAAACGCUUCAUAAAAAUAUUAAGGUGCUUCGCCAUCCAGAUCAUUAUCUUUCAUCGGGUACAUUUUUCUGGGCUCAUCACGAAAAGCUAAUCGUUAUUGAUCAGUUGAUAGCAUUUGUUGGCGGUAUCGAUUUGUGUUUCGGUCGUUGGGAUGACUGCCGCCAUAAAUUGACUGAUUGCGGUUCAGUGAAGAUUUCCGAACAUCAAAAUAUCUGUGUAGGUGGUAACUUUUCCAUGGUGAAAAGUGUAAGACAGAUUGUAAGAGCAGCUGGAGUACUCUCACCCAUUGGACUCGAGGAAGAUGAAGAGGUGGCAAAAAAAAGUGACGGGUACGAUGAAGUUGAUAGCUCGGGCAAUUUAGGAAACGAAAAAGUAGGAAAUGGAAAAAACUCCAAACCAAAGAGCGUGCGAAAAUAUUCAACUUUUUCUAAACGAAAACAACUCAAGAAAGGUGAAGAUAAUGAAGGAGAACAUGCAAUUCCGCAGAAGUUAGUAGAACACAAACGUGUUCUUCUAUCAGUGGUUAAACAUAAGCAAACCGUGAAAAGGAGGUCAAAAUCGAUAUCUUCGGCACCACCCAUUGAAAUGCUAAAUAUGAGUGCGGAAAGAAUGGAUAUCCAUGAUGCUAUGAAUGAAUAUAAGGCCUAUGUACGUAGUGGAAAAGCAGAAGAGGUGAAACAUAAUGCUGAGAAGAAAUCAACACCUCCACCACAACGAAAGAUAUUAUCGAAAGUAGCAUAUAGUUUCAAACCAUCAUCGGCCAAAAAACACUGGCAAAAAGUUAAGCAGGAAACGACUCGAUAUGAUCUUAGAUAUAUGGAACUGCGCGAUCAAGACGAGAAAAUUCGUGCUAUGGAAGAACAUAUGGUAGGUGCUGGAAAAUUAUGGAUUGGAAAAGACUACACAAAUUUCAUUCAUAAGGAUUUUGUUGAACUCGAUAUGCCAUUCCAUGAUUUUAUUGACAGAAAUGUGACUCCACGGAUGCCUUGGCACGAUGUUCAUGCGUGUACAUAUGGCAGUGCUGCACGUGAUAUUGCUCGACACUUUAUUCAAAGAUGGAAUGCGACUAAAACAGAAAAGUCGAAACAAUUGAAAGAAUAUCCGUUUUUGUUACCCAAAUGUUAUGACACCAUUAAAGUACCGCGUGUAUUAGAAACAUACAGUAGUUUGGCUGAUGUGCAAAUCUUACGCUCAGUUUCAAAAUGGUCAUCACUUGUUAGCGCUACAGAAGACAGCAUUCAACAGGCAUAUGUCUCCCUUAUUGCAAACGCUAAACAUUAUGUUUAUAUUGAAAAUCAAUUUUUCAUUUCCAUUAUUGAUAGCGCUGAUGUGGGAAACGAAAUUUGUAAAGUACUUUGUGAACGAAUUAAACGAGCGUAUCGUGAACGGGCGAAGUUUCGGGUAUACAUAAUGCUACCACUGCUUCCCGGUUUUGAAGGUGAUAUUGGUGCACCAGGUGGCUCAGCACUACAGGCUGUUUUACAUUGGACUUAUAAAUCACUUUCCCGAGGACCAAAUUCGUUGAUCGAAGGUCUCAAAAGAUUUGUGCCUGAUCCAAUGGAAUAUAUUCAUAUUGGUUCUUUGCGUACUUACGAAGUGCUGUCUGGAAGAUUGCUAACAGAACUAAUUUACAUCCACUGCAAAUUAAUGAUUGUGGAUGACCGAUAUGUGAUUAUUGGGUCAGCGAAUAUAAACGACCGUUCACAAAUUGGUAAUCGCGAUUCAGAGGUUUGCAUUCUUGUAAAAGAUUGCGAAAAUGUGUCAUCCCGAAUGGACGGAAAACCAUACAAUGCGGGUAAAUUUGCUUUCAGCUUACGGAAGGCACUGAUGAUGGAGCAUCUCGGUUUGUUGCCGGAGCAAAAAAGGAAAUCGCCGAAACGGAAAAUUGAUAUGGAUGAUCCCGUUGCUGACUCGUUUUUCGUCGGGACUUGGGGAGCCAUCGCAAAAAAGAAUACAGAAAUAUUUGAAAAAGUUUUCAAUGUUAUUCCAACAGAUAAGUUGAGAGAUUUCGUAGAAGUACAAAUGCAUAUUGCAAAAAUACCGCUAAGUGAAACUGUUCCACAAAUAGCCGAGGAAUAUCUUCGAGAUUUGAUUGGUAAUCUUGUGGAAUUUCCGUUAAAUUUUCUCGCGAAUGUCAAUCUUGCACCCGGCCUUGCAUCUAAGGAAGGUAUCGUACCAUCGUCGGUUUUUACAUGA
Molecule: messenger RNA, 3705 nt
Organism: Cercopithifilaria johnstoni
Lineage: Eukaryota; Metazoa; Nematoda; Chromadorea; Rhabditida; Onchocercidae
Source: the annotation of a GenBank genome assembly